Molecule: messenger RNA, 1621 nt
Organism: Triticum urartu
Lineage: Eukaryota; Viridiplantae; Streptophyta; Magnoliopsida; Poales; Poaceae
Source: RefSeq, a predicted model, not a curated record
UGGAGGGAGUACUAUAUAAGACGGCCCGGUAGUCACUAUAGAUUCAUAGCUAGCACGAUGGAGAAUGAUGCAUCCUACUUUAUGCUAGUGCUAGCUCUGUUUCCUCUUGUGUACAUUAUUCGGUUCUACUACCUAGCUUCCUCUCGUUGUCACAACCGUGGCCUGCAGCUCCCUCCAGGGCCAUGGCAGCUACCUGUCUUCGGCAGUCUCCACCAUCUUUUUGGCGCACUCCCACACCGUGCAUUACGAGACCUAUCAAGGCGACACGGCCCUCUCAUGCUCCUCAUGUUCGGCGCGAACCGUCCGGUCAUCGUCGUUUCCACCGCCGAGGCUGCCAAGGAGAUGAUGAAGACGCACGACACCACCUUCUGCGCGAGGCCACUGACCUCAGCUCUCAAGGCCAUUAGCAAGCAUGGCCUGGGCAUCGUCUUUGCCCCGUACGGUGACCACUGGCGGCAGAUGCGCAAGAUCUGUUUCCUCGAGCUGCUGAGUGCCAAGCGCAUCGCCUCGUUCGGCUCCAUCAGGGGAGAGGAGACGGAUAGAUUCAUCCGGUCCAUCUCAGCUACGCUAGAGCCGGUCGUGAAUCUGAGCGAGAUGCUGGCGGCGUACCUGACAGACACGACGGUGCACAUGAUCAUGGGUGGACAGUUCACGGAGCAGGACACCUUGCUCCGACACGUUGAUGAGGCGGUAGGGAUUGUAAGAGGUGUCGCCCUGCCCGACCUGUUCCCGUCGUCGAGGCUGGCGUGCGCUCUGAGCACCACACUGCGCAGAGCCGAGGUGUUCCGAGAGGCCUUUCCUUCUCCCUGCACCCUCAAGAGCACAUCGAUGAUAUCUUCCUGGUCUACUUGUUCAGAGGAAGAAGCGCUCCUCCUGCUAAAAAGGUCCAUCAACGCUAAAAAGGCCUCUCGGAACAACAUCAAAGCCAGUGUGGUGCAAGAUGAGGUCAGGGGAGCCUUCAUGGGACAAAACAAGGUUACUGAAGAGGGUCUAGGUGAGCUGAGCUACUUGCAAUGCAUCAUCAAGGAGACCUUGCGGCUGCACCCUCCUGGGCCAUUAGUGCCAAGGGAGUGCAGAGAGGACUGCAGAAUACUCGGCUACGACGUGCCCAAAGGCACCACCAUUCUCGUCAAUGUUUGGGCCAUCUCUAGAGACCCAGAAUGCUGGGAUGAGCCCGAAGAAUUCGUGCCUGAGAGGUUUGUGGCAAGUGCCAGAGAUUUCAAAGGCAACAGCUUUGAGUUCAUACCAUUCGGCGCUGGUCGUCGGAUUUGCCCCGGGAUGCUAUUUGGGCUCGCUACUAUUGAGCUAGCUCUUGCAAGCCUUCUAUUUCAUUUUGAUUGGAGUCUCCCGGAUGGCACUCUUCCUAGUGAACUGGACAUGACAGAAACCAUGGGAGUGGCGGCUAGGAAGAAGGUGCCUCUGUGGUUGCGUCCAACUCCCCAUGUAUAUUUGCCUUGCUGAAUCAUGCAUUCAUGGUUCUGCAUCUGUUCUCUUUGGUUCUACUGUACUAUGUUUUAACUAGCAGCACAGUACGUAGCCCGUGCAAUCCUAUUCCUGGGCAUGUUCUGGUCAUUCUGUUAUCAAGUUGUGUUUUGAAAUAAAAAAAUUGGUUGUUGAGAUA